Messenger RNA from Lytechinus variegatus (green sea urchin), 1910 nucleotides. RefSeq names its product fibrous sheath CABYR-binding protein-like. NCBI's taxonomy places the organism in Eukaryota, Metazoa, Echinodermata, Echinoidea, Temnopleuroida, Toxopneustidae. The transcript has 8 exons. The record is from RefSeq and is a predicted model, not a curated record. Gene Ontology annotation, molecular function: calmodulin binding. The coding region runs from base 328 to 1827 and encodes 499 amino acids.
AGUUCCCUAACGACGGAUCAGCGCUUCAUUCGCGAACCACUGAGCUGUGAUGUUUUGAUAAGAAUUCUACGGGAAAGUUCAGCGGAUCGGACGACGAAGCAUACGCUAAGCCGACCGACCGGGGAACUGCGGCGAUAACUCAAACGUGCCAUUGCAGCAGACAGCGAAAGACGUGAGAGAAGCAAUUGAACUUUGUUAAUCAUCAAAUUAGAUCUAGGCCUAGGUCCGAUUCAAUUCAUUAAUUCGACAGGCGUGAAUGAGAACUCUCUUCAGUUCAGUCUUGGUGAAUAUUUUUUUUUCAAAGACAAAGUUGAAUAUCCAUUGAAAAUGGCUGUGCCUUUUUCGAACACAAAACUUCGAGUUCCGAGAGGUUUUCAAAAUCUUCUGGAAGGAUUGGCUCGUGAAGUCUUGAGGAAUCAACCUGACAAUAUUUAUGCCUUUGCAGCGAUAUAUUUUGACAACUUGCUGAAAAUGAGAGAACAGCAAGGAAUUGAUCCAGCAGAUAUUGGAGCAAGACAUGAAGACCGUUACUACAACAACAAAGCCUUUCAGAAUGGUAAUGUUGGUGACGUCAGUGAUCCUCAGCAGCAAGAAGCCGCUGUCAAAAUACAAUCAGCCGUCAGAGGUCAUCAGUCGCGAGAAUCAUCGCGUCCCGAGCCCGAAGCGAAACCGUCACAAGAAGAUGCGGCGGUCACGAUCCAGGCGGCGUAUCGGGGGUAUGAGGCUCGAAAGCGCGUUCACGCUUUGAAGGAGGGUGAGGCAGCUGCAACAACAGAGGGUGACACACAAGAGCCUGCAGCGGCGGCUCCAGAGCAACCACAGGAAGAGGAAGUUGACAUUGACCUCAAUGACCCAGAGGUCGAAAAAGCUGCCAUCAAAAUUCAAUCCUCGUUUAAAGGUUUCAAGACGAGAAGAGACAUGUCGGCCAAAAAGUCAGAAACAUCUGUGGCGGGAGAGACAACAGAACAGGCAGAACCGAGCCAACAGGAAGCAGGAACACCAGCAGAAGAAACGUCACAAGCGGAGCAAGCACCUGCAGAAGCUUCAACGACAGAGGCUCCAUCGGGGGAUGCCCCAGCGGCCCCAGCUCAGGAGGAGGAGGAGGUGGAUAUUGACCUGGAGGAUCCAGAGGUGGAGAAGGCAGCUAUCAAGAUCCAGGCUGGCUUCAAGGGUAUGAUGGUGAGGAAAGGAAAGAAAGAAGGAGCGAAGGAGGGGGAGGAGACGCCAGCGAGUGAGACACCGGCUGCAGCUGCAGAAGGAGAAGCCCAAGCAGAAGAACCGGCUGCAGAAACAACACAAGAAGAAGCUCCUGCAACCGAGGAAUCAAAGAAAGAGGAAGAAGAGGAGGUCGACAUCGAUCUCAACGACCCCCAGGUUCAAGAUGCAGCAGUCAAGAUCCAAGCUGGCUUCAAGGGUAUGAAGGUGAGAAAGCAAAUGAAGGAGGGUAAGAGCGAGGCAGGGGAUGAAGAACCCCCAACGGAAGGUGAUGCACCACAAGAAGGUGCUGCAGAACCAGCACCCACAGAGGAUGCACCACAGGAGGGAGAGCAGGCACCGGCUGCAGAUGGAGAAGCACCAGCAGAGGCUGAAGCUGGUCAGGCCGAGGAGGCUACCACGGCGGAAGGGGACGCCCCUGAAGCCGAGGCAACGCAGCAGGAAGAGGCAGCUACACAGGGAGAGGCUGCACCGGCAGAAGAGACACCUCCAGCAGAACAGGAGGCUCCAAAGGAGGAGGAAGCUGCACCAGCUGAAGGAGAAGCAGCGCCUGCCGAAGGAGAGGCAGCACCGGCAGAGCAGGCAGAGGCACCAGCAGAGGAUACAGCAUAAACACAGACUCAUAUUAAAACAGGUAGGAUUGGUGUGAUGUGACUCAAUUUCUCUUCAUUGCACACACUAAAGUACAUCUGCAA